CUGAAAUUGGAUAACAGCCUUGGUCAAAAUGAUUGGAGACAUGGGCAGUCAAUUGUUAAGCGUUACAAACAAUGAGACAGAUACAGAAUCUGCAAAGUAAAGAUACAACGGCUGUCAAUGGAUCUUACAACACUUGCAAGAUGAAGUUUGAUGACAUUACCGUUCUUUUGGGGGAAUUUGGAAAGUACCAGAAGAUAUUGUAUUUUCUUGUCUGCUUGCCGGCGAUAUUUACAUCGAUGCAGAUGCUGUCGUCUGUGUUCACUCUGGCCAUCCCCGACCACAGAUGUGCUUUGCCUGGUCUUGGAAACGACACGUACGAAGUUCAAGGACAGUGGCAUAAACUUCUUAUCAACCAAUCAAUUCCAUGGGAAACUGACAAAGAUGAUGAGGGAUCAUUGGUUUACAGCUCAUGUGAUCGAUAUUUGACCAAUGAAAACACGUCUUACAACGCACAUAACAUUCCAGUGAAGUCAAGUACUGAUGAAUGUGAUACGUUCGUAUUCGACCAAUUAACGUUCAAGAACACUUUCAUUACAAAGACUAACCUGGUAUGCGGAAAGGAGAUAGCCAGGGCCAACGCCAACAUGAUAUUGAUGGGCGGCGUACUGUUCGGAGCCAUCGCCAUCGGUGUAUUUUCAGAUAUAUUCGGACGGAAGACGGCGGUGAUAAUGUCUUCGUUCUUGCACAUCGGGGCGGCGUUCGGGUCAGCGUUCGCGCCAAACUACGGGGCCUUUGUUACUUUUCGUUUCCUCCAGGGAGUGUCUAACAUGGGCAUCUUCAUGUCACUCUUUGUCAUUGGUAUGGAGCUGGUUGGUCCCUCCUAUCGUGUGGCCGCAGGGAUUAUCAUCGAGUUUUUCUGGUGUGCUGGUCUUUUCCUGUUGUGCCUCGUGGCCUACUUCGUGCGCACGUGGAAUAUCCUGCAGCUUGUGCUCGCGUGUCCAACCGUUCUCCUCGUUCUCUACUUCUGGUUAAUCCCCGAGUCCCCUCGUUGGCUGAUCUCCAAGGGAAGGUACGAGGAGGCGGAGAAGAUCAUCCGGAAAUGCGCAAAGGUGAACAAGGUUGAACUUCCGGAGAAGAUGAUAGACGCGGACAGCACGGAGGAGGGCAGUAAGGAAAGCGUCCUCCGGAUGCUCACCGUACCCCGUCUCCUGAUACGCACUAGCAUCAUCUACUUGAACUGGCUGGUAGUGAGCAUGGUGUACUACGGCCUUGGACUUAAUGUGGGUAACCUUGACGGUGACAUCUACACGAACUUCGCCAUCAACUCUGCCAUGGAGGUCGCGGCGUAUAUCGUCUGUCUCCUCUUGCUGAACCGCGUCGGCCGGAAGGCACUCCACUGCGGCACUAUGAUCCUCGGGGGCGUGGCCUGCCUCUGUACCAUAUUUACUGUGCUGUAUGCUGAUAAAUCUCUUUACUGGAUCACAGUGGUGCUAUCCAACGUUGGAAAGUUUGGGGUAUCGGCGGCGUUUGCCAUCAUCUACGUGUGGUCGGCGGAACUUUUCCCGACCCUCGUUCGAAACUCUGGGAUGGGCUCGAGUUCUAUGAUGGCCAGGGUGGGCAGUAUGAUCUCACCAUAUAUCGCGGAUCUGGGUACAUUUGUGGAUGGUGACUUUGGAAAAGCGCUACCGCUGAUCAUAUUUGGCGGCCUGUCCGUGGUCGCCGGCCUCCUCUCGCUCUUUCUGCCGGAAACCAACGGGCAGGUACUUCCGGAAACGAUUGAGGACGCUGUGAACUUCGGCAGGACCACACCUGAUUCCAAGAAGACGGACGUGACUAGAAAGUAUUUCGUCAAUGAUGCAUUUACCGGCAACGUCGACUCAUCGACGGAAGAGAAAAAGAAUGCUGAAGUGUUGGAGCAAAACGGUUACAGCACGCACAUGUAGAUAGUAAUUGCCAAUCGUAAAGUCUCGGCUAUCUCCGGCAAGUUCGGUAUAUUUUGUUGGAGGGCAAGUUACACCAAUUCGGAAUUUUCUACUCAUUGUUGAAAGCCUUAUUUCGUUUAUUUAACACUUUGCAGAGAUUCAAAGCAUGGUUACACCAUGUCAGAACUUUGGCUGCUUUCCAUCUUUAAAGGUUUUGUUGUUUAAUGUUUAGUACACAAGUGGAGCGUUCUCCCCAUAUAUGGUGUUGGGGUCGUGAAGGAGAAGAAAGCAGUGUUAUCUUCGGUGCAAAACAUUUAGUGGUGUCUGACCUGGAAAAUAGGGAGAUACUGUUUCGAAUUGAUUAUAAUGAAACAUUCCUUGUUUGUUUUAACAAAUAAUAAUACUGCACUAUUAUAUUAAUAGUCGAUUAUUGAUUUAUCAAUGCUUCUAAAUAGAAACUGCACUUUUAUACUUGAAAACAUGUGUCAAUUGAGAAUUACUGUCCGACUUUAGGAGUCCGUUAGUCCAAUCUAUUAAAUUGCUACUCCAGUCUAUUACAUGUCUACUCUAGUCUAUUACAUGGCUACUCCAGUCAGUUGCAUGGCUACUCCAGUCUAUCGUUUGGCUACUCCAGUCUAUUACGUGGCUACUCCAGUCUAUAAUAUGGCUACUCCAGUCUAAUAUAUGGCUACUCCAGUCAAUUACGUAGCUACUCCAGUCUAUUACGUGGCUACUCCAGUCUAUUACAUAGCUACUCCAGUCUAUUACGUGGCUACUCCAGUCAGUUGCAGGGCUACUCCAGUCUAUUACAUGGCGCUACUCCAGUCUAUUACAUGGCUACUCCAGUAUGUUACAUGGCUAUUUCAGUCUGUUGCAUGGCUACUCUAGUCUGUUACAUGGCUAUUUCAGCCUAUUGCAUGGCUAAUCCAGUCUAUUACAUGGCUACUCUAGUUUAUUACAUGAUUAAUCCAGUCAGUUGCAUGACUACUCCAGUCUAUUGCAUGGCUACUCCAAUCUAUUACGUGGCUAAUCCAAUCUAUUACGUGGCUACUCCAGUCUUUUACAUGGCUACUCAAUUCAGUUGCAUGGCUACUCCAGUCUGUUACGUGGCUACUCCAGUAUAUUACGUGGCUACUCCAGUCUGGUGCAUGGCUACUCCAGUCUAUAACAUUGCUACUCUAGUCUUUUACAUUGGUACUCCAGUCUAUUACGUGGCUAUUCCAGUCUAUUACAGUGCUACUAUAUUCUAUUACAUGUGUACUCCAGUCUAUUAUGUGGCUACUCCAGUCUAUUACAUGGAUACUCUAGUCUAUUACAUGGCUACUCCAGUCUUUUACAUGGCUACUCUAGCCUAUUACAUGGCUACUCUAGCCUAUUACAUGGCUACUCUAGCCUAUUUCAUGGCUACUCUAGCCUAUUACAUGGCUACUCCAGUCUAUUACAUGGCUACUCCAGUCUAUUACAUGGCUACUCUAGCCUAUUUCAUGACUACUCUAGCCUAUUACAUGGCUACUCCAGUCUAUUACAUGGCUGCUCCAGUCUUUUUUAUGGCUACUCUAGUCUAUUACAUGGCUACUCCAGUCUAUUACAUGGCUACUACAGUCAGUUGCAAUGUUACUGCAGUCUAUUACAUGGCUACUCCAGUCUAUAGCAUGGCUACUCCAGUCUUUCAAAUGGCUCCUUCAGUCUAUUUAAUGGUUUCUUUAAUCUUUUGAAUGGCUAGAUGUUCUUAUACAUAUGUAUUUUCGCUGCGCGAACCUGUGUCACAAUUGCGUUAUCAGUGUUGAAUAUCUUUUCUAUACAAUAUGAUUUAUACGGAUAAAAAAACCGACAGAAACCCCUGUUCUUUUAAUGUAUACGUAUACAUGUCUAUAUCAAACACAUGUAAAGGAGAAUUAAAUGGUAUUUUCUUGUUCGUGGAAAACAUUAGUCAAGGAGCAUUAAAUACCUAAACUCAACCCGAGGCUGAUACGAUGUGCAUUUGUAGCAUGUAAAAGCAUUUUGAAGAUUUUAUUCAACGUUUGAAUAUGCAUAUGUAGUUUGUAUGAAUUACAUGUACAUAUCAAAUACAUAACAUAUCAUUGAUUCUUAUGAUAUAGUCAAUAGAUAUUUUAAUGUU
Molecule: messenger RNA, 3981 nt
Organism: Mya arenaria
Lineage: Eukaryota; Metazoa; Mollusca; Bivalvia; Myida; Myidae
Product: organic cation transporter protein-like
Exons: 11
Coding region: 72-1883 (603 amino acids)
Biological process (GO): transmembrane transport
Cellular component (GO): membrane
Molecular function (GO): transmembrane transporter activity
Source: RefSeq, a predicted model, not a curated record